Messenger RNA from Closterium sp. NIES-67, 3763 nucleotides. The record is from the annotation of a GenBank genome assembly. Lineage: Eukaryota; Viridiplantae; Streptophyta; Zygnematophyceae; Desmidiales; Closteriaceae.
CCAGAUUCAAAAUAUCAGUCCCUCAUCACUGAUUACCUGACAAGUCUUGCUGGGCUUUUCAAUCCAGGGUGUGACCACUCAUUUUCUGGAAGGAUCCGCGUCCGCAUUUGUUUCUUGCCGUGGAGCCUUCACGCACAUGACGAUAGGAUGAGCAUCUGAUGCAGCUGCUUCAAUCCUCUCCUCGGGCCCUCUCUGCGGGCGAUCAGUCAUGGCGUCUAUGAGUGGCGUAGCACCGCUGGCAGCAGCAUCAGCACCAGCAUCAGCAUCAGCCUCAGUAACAGCAUCAGCAUCAGCCUCAGUAACAGCAUCAGCAUCAGCAUCAGCGUCAGCAACCUCAACAUCCUCCCUCGCCGUCCGCCCGAAACCUCCGCAUUGCUCUCUCUCCACCACCGCAUCCCGCUCUUUCCCCACCUCAUCCGCCACCGCUGCCACGUCAGCAACGGCAGCCAAAUCGAGCCGUCUGCUGUAUACGCUCCGCCCGUCCUCUCCCCCUAGACAGCGUUCCCCCUCGCGACUCCCCACGGUUGCUGUUCUCUACAGCACAGGGCAUGCCCUGGACGGCUCCCCUCGUCUCCGAUCCGCUACUGCUGCCUCUGGUGCCGGCCGUAGCCUGUUCCUGGGACAGAGGAGCUUGAUCCUGGGUCAGCCUGGGAAAAGGUCACCACCGGCGUUGGACUUUAGAAGGCUCCGCAUUGCAAACGAGGCGGGGCCAGCAGAGGGCACUUCUACAGACGGCAAUGGCACUGCCCUGAGCCCCGCUGCGUCCCCCGAGGACACCAUCCAGGCGCUCAAGGCGUCCCUCGCCGCUGCAGAGGAAGCAGCAGCCACCGCCCUGCAAGCCAAGGAACUCGCUCUAGAAGCAGUAACCGUGGCCGAGGCCAAGGUCGAAUCCAUGUCUGCUCAGAUGGUCCUGACCACCGAAGAGGCGGUUUCCGAGGUGGAAGCAGCUAAGGAGAAGUUCAAAGAGGAGGUGGCGCGGCUGCAGAGGGAGAAGGAGGAGGUGGAGCAGCAGCUGGCCCAGGCGAAGCAGGAGGGGAUCGACCUCGCGAUGAAGGUGGAGCAGAUGGCGGCCCUGGCGGUGCAGGAGCAGACCCAGGCAGUGGCGGAGGAUGCGCGGCUUAAGAUUGCUGCUGCUAAGGCUGAGGCGGCGGACCUGGCGGCGCAGAUGGAGGAGCGGAUCAGGCUUGCGGCGGACGAGGCUGCUGCUGCUGUGAUCGAGGAGGCGAAGGCGACCAUAGAGGACGCGAUAGCCGCGGCGGACAUAGCCAAGGAGCAGGCGAGGUCGGCCGAGGCGGCGCUGCAGGAGCGCCUGGAUGUGCUGGAUCGCCUGGGGCGCGCCGAAGUGGCGCUCAUGCGCUCUGAGGAGCAGCGCACGGCGCUGCAGCUGAAGCUGGAGCAGGCUGAGAGCGAGAAGGAGAACCUCAGGAUGGAGAUUAAGGCUGCCAUAGCGCGCGCCGAGGCGGCUGAGUCGCGCAUAGUGUCGACGCAGGCAGCGGUGGCGGAGAUACAGGCACUGGCAGAGAGGACGGCCAAGGAGAGGGAGGAGGGCACUGAGAGGGCGCUGGAGGCCAUGCAGCUGGCCUCAGAAGGCAGGGAGAAGGCAGCCGCGCUGGCAUACAAGGCGGAGACGGAGAGUCUGCGGGCGGCGGCCAUGGCGGCGCAGAAGGCUGACAAGGUCAAGGACCAGGCUGUGGCCCGGCGCUUCGCCGCGCUGCAGAGGAGCCUGGCUGCUGCGGAGGAGAGCACGAGGAAGUGGAGGGAGCGGUGCCUGGCAGUGGAGGAGCUGUUUGCGCUGGCUAAAUCACGUGGGCUGGACGCUGUCAAGGACGCCUCCCCUGCUGCUGCCCCAGUGCUGACACCUGUGGAGACUGCUGCUCCUGCUGCUGCUGGUGCUGAAGUGGGCGAGGCGGUGGGCCGUGGGCGCAUGGACGUGAUGCUGGGGACGCAGUCGGAAAAGUGGCGCAUUCUGGCCGACGGGCCCAGGAGGGAGCGCCCCGACUGGCUGCAGCGCAAGACGCUCACGACCACCCCGCUGCCAUCCAUGCCGAUCUCUGUGGAGCUCGACAACGUGCAGGCUGCUGUGCCGCUGCAGCUGCCCACUCCGGACGAUGUCUGGUCCAUCUCCCUGCAUAAGGUGGCGGACGACAAGUUCACGAAGGAGGCGGAGGCGCGCGAGGCCGAGGCGAAGGAGAUUGAGGAGAAGAGGAAGGAGCUGGAGCGCGCCCUGCAGCGCAAGGCACCCAAACGGAUCCGAUCACCCGAGGAGCUGGAGGAGAGCAAAGAGUCCGGAACGGGAAGUGGUCGCGAGGUUGUGAUCCAGGCGUUCAACUGGGAGAGCAACAAGCGUGACUGGUACCUGGAGCUCGCCCCCAGGGCUGCUGACCUGGCUGCCUGCGGCAUCACUGCUGUUUGGCUUCCUCCCCCCACUGAAUCGGUGUCGCCUCAAGGGUACAUGCCCGUUGAUCUGUACAACCUCAACUCGUGCUACGGCACCAAGGAGCAGCUGCAGUUCUGCAUCGACGAGCUGCACAACCACGACCUGCUGGUGCUGGGCGACGUGGUGCUGAACCACCGCUGUGCGUCCAAGCAGAGCCCUGAGGGCAUUUGGAACAUCUUUGGGGGCAAGCUGGCGUGGGGGCCGGACGCCAUCGUCAGGGACGACCCCAACUUCCAUGGCCGGGGCAACCCCAGCAGCGGUGACAUCUUCCACGCGGCGCCCAACAUCGACCACUCGCAAGACUUCGUGCGCAAGGACAUCUGCGAGUGGCUGCGCUGGCUGCGCUCCGACAUUGGCUACGAUGGCUGGCGCCUCGACUUCGCACGUGGGUUCUGGGGCGGGUAUGUGAAGGAGUACAUUGAGGCGUCCAGCCCCGCGUUCUGCAUUGGCGAGUACUGGGACAGCCUCAGCUACGAGGGCGGCACCGUCUCCUACAACCAGAACGCCCACCGGCAGCGCAUCAUCAACUGGAUCAACGCCACUGGAGGCACCUCCUCUGCCUUUGACGUCACCACUAAGGGCAUUCUGCACGCGGCGCUGCACAACGAGUACUGGCGGCUGAUCGACCCGCAGGGCAAGCCCCCUGGCGUCAUGGGAUGGUGGCCGUCACGAGCCGUCACCUUCCUGGAGAACCACGACACAGGCUCCACUCAGGGUCACUGGCCCUUCCCACGUGAGAAGCUCCUGCAGGGAUAUGCCUACAUCCUCUCCCAUCCGGGCACGCCUGUGGUAUUCUACGAUCACAUGUACGAGUUUGGCAUCCACGACCAGAUCGCCGAGCUGAUUGCCGCCCGGAAGCACGCGGGCGUGCACUGCAGAUCUCCAGUGAAGAUCUUCCACGCGGUGGCGCAGGGGUAUGCGGCGCAGGUGGGGGACAACCUGGUGGUCAAGCUGGGGCACUUCGACUGGAACCCGUCCCGGCAGAAUGACCUGAUGGGGCGGUGGGAGAAGCUGGUGGAUAAGGGUAAUGAUUACAUCCUCUGGGAGAAAACGUCUUCAUGAGCCCUGUCUUGGGAGCUUGUGUUGUGAGAUGCUUCAGAACUUGACUGGAGAGGCUUGAAGGAUGGUGUUUUGAAGGUGCAGGGUUGGGGAUGGACAACUUUUCUCACAGGAAAAUAUCGACCAUCUGUAGUCAGUGGCGGACAUCUGCCACACGUUAACAUAGAGCAUGAUUAUUCUGGUGGCCACGCAAGGAUUUGGGGAUAUGUUAUGUCUAUGCUACUUGAGUCACUUGGAUACAUUUUACGUUCAUUGAACAAUGGAGUU